Molecule: messenger RNA, 1022 nt
Organism: Theobroma umbraticum
Lineage: Eukaryota; Viridiplantae; Streptophyta; Magnoliopsida; Malvales; Malvaceae
Product: PRA1 family protein B1-like
Biological process (GO): vesicle-mediated transport
Cellular component (GO): Golgi apparatus; endoplasmic reticulum
Source: RefSeq, a predicted model, not a curated record
CCCAAAAUAAAAACUAACACCGUUAGCCACGAGCUCCCUCCCCUCUUAUCUUUGCGAUACUUAAAGGCCCAUUGCAUAGCAACCGCUGUAACGUUGAAAGAAUCGCACGCGCCACCAGCAUUUCUGAACUGACCCGCCACCCAUGGCGAACCCCGCGACCAUUCCGAUGACGAGCUCUCAAACCACGGCGGCUAGCGGGGCCCAGUCACAACCCCCGAUAGCUACGCCCGCUUUCCGGGCGUUCCUUUCGCGCCUCACGUCCUCGAUCCGUCAGGGACUCUCCCAACGCCGUCCAUGGUACGAACUCAUCGAUCGUUCUGCCAUGGCCCGUCCCGAUAAUCUAACGGAUGCCUAUUCCCGGAUCCGCAAAAACCUCUCGUACUUCAAAGUUAAUUACAUAACUCUGCUCGUGGUUGUUCUCGCUUUCUCUCUCCUCUCUCAUCCCCUUUCCCUUCUCGUCCUCCUUGGGCUCCUCGCUGCGUGGGUCUUCCUAUACCUCUUCCGACCGUCGGAUCAACCUCUCGUGCUCUUCGGCCGCACGUUCUCCGAUCGCGAGACCCUUGGCGCGCUGGUGGUGUUGACCGUCUUCGUUGUGUUCUUGACCAGCGUUGGAUCGCUCUUGAUCUCCGCGCUUUUGAUCGGAGUCGCCAUCGUUUGCCUACAUGGUGCAUUCAGGGUUCCAGAGGACUUGUUUUUAGACGAUCAGGAGCCUGCGAACACCGGAUUCCUCUCCUUCCUUGGCGGCGCCGCCUCCUCAGCUGCUGCUGCGGCGGCCCCAGCAGUUGCCUCACGCGUUUGAACAACAGAUCUUUGAAGCUGAACGUGCGUAUGAUUUUUUUACCUUCGUUUAUGGUAAAUCAAAAAUGAUUUACUGUUUUCAUGAUAGAUUAAAAGAUUCAAUUGUAGCUUUGUUGUCUUGUUUGUAUUUAGAUUUGGAUCUGAACUUGGAUUAAGAGUUAGAUCUUAUUGUGUCGUCAUUUGGAUGUUCUAGUAUUUACCACUUGAAAUUUUGAUUUUGAUGA